UUUCAAAGCUGCUCAUGUAAGAGCGUUACAAUAAGCACACCGGCUAGCGACGUAUUUACUGACGGUCCACGAGAAGGUAGGGGUCAACCGCCAUCAUUCGCAAAUCGAGUGGACCUCCUUGGGUUCGAGCCAGCAAUACAUGCUAAACAUACAGUUUCCCAACAAAGAUAGAAGGCCCUGAUGCACUCGCGUGCCCGGCGCCCCAACGUCGCGGGCUAUCUUUUGGUGUGUCUUAGCAAUGGCAACAAUCUAAACAUGUACAGAUCGUCAUCAUUACUUGCUUGCUGUCGAUCGACCCUGUACUAGCGUGAAGGGCUCGCCAAAGGGCAUGUAUGCGGGCUCACGCCGGCACCUCAACCAGAAUUGGAUAACACCAGCCAUGCUCGGAAGGGGUUGAGACGAAGGUAUUGUCGCUCUCGAGUGGGCGCUUGGAGUGCGAGCGGCUCACAUGGAGUGGCACAGCCUGCUCCGCAAGACGGCGACGUACCUGAGAGUCGAAGGAUGACGCUGCGCAUUCGCGCGAAAAGAUGCAAUACUUGGGCGCUUGUCGUGUGCGUGCUGGCGGUAUCAGUCGCAGCCCGCGAGGGCGUCACGGCACCGCAGCAGCAGCAGCUACCGGCCUGGACUCACGCCUGCAGAGUUGUCAUUCGUGGCAGCAGCCCCGACUACACAAGCAGCUGGGAGCUAGUGGAGGCAAGUCUGGAGUGCUGGGCAGCGCAGCAGGUCGAUGCCGGUGCGGUAACAGCAACAGCAGCAACCCCGCCCCUUCAAGUGGCCGUGGGCCGCAGGCUGCUUCCAUAUCUGAACCUGCAGCAGCAACAACAACAAGGACCGCAGCUCAACGCGUCAAGCACAGACAGCGAUACGGCUGCCGGCAGCACCAUUACUGGCAGCAGCGGGGCCGGCGGCGGAUAUGUGGUGGUCUCCGUCCGCAGCUCCGCGCCGCCGCCGCCACCGCCCGCCACACCACCGCCGCCGCCUAGCCCGCCCAGCCCGCCCCCUCACCCCAGCGGCGAUGCCGAGCCCCCUGCGGCGGGCCACGCAUUUUCCGGCCCAACUAUCCCCAACCCCGACCUGUCGGAUGACUGGGGCAUUACCUUCCUUGGCCCGAUGGGGGGCACACUCCGCAUCGUGGACAGCAUCCUCACCAAUGUACCGCUCAGUCCCGUGGGACCCCUGCUGUAUUGCGCCAACUGCUCGUACGUCAGCCUGGAGAACGUGACCUUCUCGCGGCUGCUGGGUUACUCUUUGCCAGCCGACCAACCGUUCGACAUGGCGUGGCAGAUGUACGUCGUGCGGCUGGCGCGGGCGCCGUACCCAGUGUACGGCGCAUUUGCGGCGACGGGGCUCCGGGGGGCUGAGGUGGUGGGCUCGCGCUGCGCCAAUGUACGGCGGGGGCACGGCUGGUCGUGCCUGCUCCUGCAGUACGAGGGGGCGCCGGACUCUGGCAUAGUGCCUAGCAGUGCUGCGGUGCCAUCUGCUGCUGAUGCUGCUGAGGGCAACAGCAGUGACAGCAGCAGCGGCGGCAGCAACGGCGGCAGGAGUGCCAGCCUUAUUGCAGCAGCGGCUGCAGCGCCUUACAUGCUGCUCCUAACGGACACAACGAUCUUCAAUAACUCCAUCUCGGCUGGCGGCGUACCCGGCACGGAGGUCGGCUUCGGUGCUGUGGUGAUCGCCGGGCCAGGGGCCGGCCCUCUGGUCGCCCUGGACGAGGCGACCGCUGCCUGGGCAGCGGCGGCGGAGCCGGACGGGCCGGUCGCGGCCUACGCCGCAGCCGCCAGCGUAGCUGCUGCCGCCCUGUCGGCCGCAUUUAAUGCGCAGGACAGCGACAGCACGGGGGUGCUGGAGGCGAAGCGGUUGGUAGCGAUGGGAGCCGUGAUGAGGAACAGCACCGUGCAUGUGGUGGCGCGCGGCUGCGUGCUCAGUCACAACAUGGGCGCACAUGGCGCGGCUCUGGCGGCGGUGCUUGGAGCCAACCUGGGCAACGUAUCACUGCUGGAAGACUGUGAGGUCGCCUCCAACACCGCCUACCUGUCGGGCGGGUGGCUCUUCGCAACCGGCAGUGUGGGCGCCCUAUCCAUCGGACCCAACGUCACCGUCACCGCCAACUCCGCAUCCACUGCGGGUGGGGCGGUCUACGUGCAAGGAAACAUCACCGGCGCCUUCAGGGUCGGCGGCGGCAGCCGCGUAACCGGCAACUCGGUGUUGCGGUACGGCGGUUUUUUAACCGUCAACGGAAGCAUGGGCAGCCUGGAGUUGGCGGAAGCCAGCGCCGUGGAUUACAACACCGCGGGACGUACGUACGACGACGGUUCGUACAUUGGCGGGAAGGGCGGCGUGGGUUACGUGAGGGGCGGCAUUGGCGCCGUGCUGCUGGCGGGCGGCAGCUCGAUGUCGUACAACGUCGUGUCGCCGGGUACGGAUUGGUCCAGUGGUGGCGGCGGCGGCGCGCUGGCGGUGCAGGGUCCUGUGGGCACGCUAGCGCUGCUAGACGGCAGCUCCAUGGUCAACAACUCGGCCUCCAAUGCCGGCGGCGCCAUCUACAUCUGGUCUGGUCUGGACCGGCUGCUGGUGUCUGGCGGCAGCCGCCUCAGCGACAACGCCUGUGUGGACGACAGCGGCGGCGCGGUGGCUGUGGAGGGCCCGCUGCGCAGCGCGGUGCUGGAGGGCGGCAGCGCCAUGAACGGCAACAGCGGCUGGCAGGGCGGGGUGCGUCGCUGCAGGGUGGCGGUGGUGGUGGUGGCGGUGGUGGUGGUGGUGGUGGUGGUUGUAGCGCUGUGGGUGGGCGGCCCCAUGCAGGAGCUGGUCGUGAGGGGCCGCAGCAGCAUGAGCGGCAACCGGGCCGCCACCACCUCGGGCGGCGCGGCCCUGGUGUCGGGUGACAUCGUGGCGGUGCGCGUGGAGGGCGGCAGCAGGGUGUGCGGCAACCGCGCAGGCACCGCCGGCGGCGCGCUGCGCGCCAGGCGCAUCCAGACCCUGUCCGUCACCGACAGCGAGCUGAGCGGCAACACCGCCCUCGGCACCGUGGCGCCCGCGGUCGUGGGCUGGAGCUUCAGCGGCUCGGGCGGAGCCGUGUACGCCUCCGGCGGCGUGCACGACCUCUCCCUGCUGCGAAGCAACGUCUCCCACAACCGAGGCGUCAGCGGGGCGGGCGGGUUUCUGUUCCAGGGGGCGGAGAACGCGGUGGAGACGGGCGCUGCGAGCCUGCCUGCUGGCAGCAUUGACCCCAGCCCUGGGGUUCACUGGCUGGAGAGCAGCGCGGUGGUGGGAAACGAGGCGGGGCUGGGCGGCGGCGCGAUGUGGUAUUCGCGGCUGCCGCUGCAAGUGGUGGUGACGGGCGGCAGCAGGCUGGAAGGAAACGUGGCGCACGGCGGCUCGGGCGGAGCGCUGUGGGCCGGCUGGGAGCCGGGCGCCAUGAGUCAGCCGCGCCCGACUGAGCUCUCCUCCGACACACCCCUCUGCCGCCAGGGCGCGAGAAUAACCGUCAACGGUUCUUCCACACUAACCGCCAACCGCGCCACCAUGGAUGGCGCCGCCAUCUGCGUCAGCCUCGACAUCUUUGCGGCGUACGGCAACUGUACGAAAACCGGUAACUCCUCACUGACCCUGGAGUUGUACGGCGGCGCCGCCUUUGACUCGAACAGCGCUGCUGGCGGCGGCGGCGCCAUAUUUGUACUGCAGCCGUACAACUUCCAGGCAGCCAGGAUGGACGUACGGAUAAAUGCCAGCGGCGUCCGCUUUGCGAACAACAGUGCCGGCGCCGAUGCGAUUGGGCUUCUGCGAGGCAGUGGCCUCGGACUGGGCGACGGCAGUAGCAGCCUGGCGUCAUCGGCCGUGGGUGGCAGCCGCAGGGUUAGUGCCUUCGGUGGUCACGGCGGCGCGGUGCUGGUCUGGAGCGAGCGGCGCGGGACCCUGGUGGAGGCUGUGGCCGUUCCUGUCAGCAGUACGGGCAGUAGCAGCACGGGCAGUAGCAACACAAGCAGCCACGCUGCAGGUGGCGGUGGUGACAGGGGUGGUGGCAGCAGCGGCGCCGGGGUUGGCCCCGCGGCGCUGGCGGAGGCUAUAGCCGCGGAAUUUGGGGGCGGGAGCCUCGCUCAGCAACAGCCACAGCCGAGGGCGGGCGGAAGCUGCCUGGUCACAAUGAGGGGCGUGGAGCUGGUCGGCAACCAGGGCACAGGCGGCAGUGGAGGCGCGUUGCUCCUGGGGGCAUGCCCCACCUCCAUCAGCGGCAGUAGCCUGCAGGGCAACAGCGCGGACGUGUCUGGCGGCGCUGUGGCGCUGUGGGACCAAACCCUGGAGUCCGUGGCGCGUGCUGGCGGCAGCAGCAGCAGCAGUAGCAGCAGCAGCAACAGUGGCGGUGGUAGUAGCUUGCAGCAGCCGCAGGCGCUGCUACUGCCGGUGCUGUCCCUGAUCAACUGCUCAUUCGCCGGCAACACGGCAUUGGGAAAGGACGGCGGCGGCGCCUUGUUUGUGGACGUGUCCAGUGCCGGUCACAGCGCCGUGAUGAGCAACUGCAGCCUGACAGGCAAUCGUGCUGUGCUGGGGCCAGGCGGCGCCAUUGCCGCCGUGCUGCGUGGCGUUGAUCUUGGCCCGGCGGAUAGCAUCAGCAGCGAAGGCAACAGCAGCGGCGGCAGCGGCGGCGCGGGGAUGCAGGCGGCAGUAGCUGCGGUGGAGGUUCGCGGCUGCGCCAUGUUGGGGAACCUGGCCGGAGGCGUGGGGGGCGGGGCGAUGUACGCACGCCUGUACGGCGGCAGCGGCGUGUGGGUUACGGACUCGCGCAUGGUCGGCAAUGCCGCCACGUCCAGUGCGGUCGGCAGUAGCAACAGUAGCGGCGGCGGCGGCAGUAGCAGCGGCGGCGCUUUGCUGCUUGACGGACGGCGUCUGGGCGGCGGCAGCAGGAGCGGCAGUAACGGCAGUAGCAGCGAUGGGUGGAUCCUGGCCCGUGUGCAGUCCUGCGAGCUCAGUCGCAACCGGGGCCCGGAUGGCGGCGCCCUAGCGGCAUUCCUGGACUCGGACGCUCCUGCUACUGCCGCUUCAGCUGCUCCUGCCGCUUCCGGUGCUACUGCCCCUGCAGCCCCUGCUGCAGCCCCCACAGCUUGGCUGCUUGUGAGGGACUCGGUGCUGUCUGAAAACUCAGCCAUGGGAAGCGAGGGGGCGCAGCCGCAUCAGGCCUUGCAGCAGGCACUGCUGACGCUUCCAGCGGCAGCGGCAACCGUUGCAGCAACAGCGGCAGCGGCAGCGGCUGCGAGCUCGAGUCCCGACACAGCCGAGGGCCGCCACUCCUACGGCGGCUGCGGAGGCGCGGUGCUGGUGCAGACCCGCUCCGCGGCCGCCACGGCUGCACUUGCCGAACUUGCUUCCACCUCGCCCUCCGCGCCCUCCGCACGAGUACUAGGGCCGCCGCCCGCCGUGUUUUCCAUGCAGAACUGUAGGCUCAUGUCCAACGCCGCCGCAUCCUGGGGCGGCGCCGUGUUCGUGCCGCCAGGCUCUUCCGCCACCCUGCUAAACAGCACCUUUGAGUCCAACACAGCAGGCGCCUCGGGCGGAGCCGUCGCAGGUUACGCCUGCGGCAGCCUGGUCCUAAGUGACUGCAGAGUCACAGGCGGCGGCGCGGUGCGCGCCGGCGGCGGCCUGUCGGCGGCGGCGUGCGCCGCUGUGAGGGUGGAGCGGACAGAACUCAUUCGUAAUAACGCCGCUGGAGGUGGAACGGCGGCGGCAGCGGCGGCUGGUGCCGCCGGUGGUGGGACGGGUGGUACGACGGAGGCGGCGGGAUUGGGUGGGGCGGUGUGGCUGGUAGGCGUGGCCGAGACGCAGCUGCUGGGCUGCCGGAUAGAGGGCGGCGGCGCGCAGGUGGCGGGCGGCGGCGUUUACGCGACGGCUGUAGCAGCCGCAUCCGUUGGAGCAGCACCGACGACACUGGUGGUGGCGGACAGCGGUAUCACCAACAACACGGCGGCGCAAGGGGGCGGGCUGCAUCUGGGCGCGGGCCUGCGGGCAGUGCUACUCCGCAGCCAGGUCCUGGGCAAUGCGGCAGUAGCGCCACAGACUGCUACUGCUGCGACUGCCGCUACAAGCGGCAGUGGCAGCGGCAGUAGCAGCGGCAGUAGCAGCCUUGCCGCGGCCGACACGGCUGAGGCGAUGUCGGAUAGUUCGCCGUACGCGGGCUACGGGGGUGGCAUGUUUGUGGAGCGUGGCGCGGCGGUGCUGUUGAGCGGCUGUAGCUUCUGGAGGCCCAACGCCACAGCAGCUGUAGCAGCUGGCGGCGGUGCGAGCAACGGUGCUGCUGCUGGCGCAGCGAUUGCCACGCUUCAGUCACGUGGCGGUGAUAUCGGAGGCCAAGUCGCUGUUGCCAGCAGGGCGCAGGUGCUGGACGGGCUGGUGGCUGCUCUCACGGCGGCCUCCGCCGGCAUGGUUGCAGGCGGCACGGUGCCUUCCGCCGCCGCCACCGCCGCCGGCGCCGCAGGCCCCACACCCGCACCAGCCUGGACAACUACGCCAUCGACAUCCCUCCUGACGGCCUUGGGUCUGGGGGGCGCUGCUUGCUUGGGUGGGAGCACCGGUGGCGAUGCCGCCGCUGCUGCCGCCGCCUCGGCGUGGGCGGCCGCCGGCAGCUCGCUGGUGCUGCUGAGCACGGCGCUGCCCCCCGCCAGCACCCAGCACAACACCUCGCAGGUUACGGCGCUGUGGGCGGAGGACGCGACGCUGUCCGCCAUCUAUGCGCGGUGUGGAAACGGCAUGACUACGUCAGCAGGAAGCCCGUCCGCUGACCCGAGCGCUGGCAGCAAGCCCAGUAGCACCAGCGCAAGGGCAGCAGCGUUGGCUGACCUGUCCGGCUGUGUUGGUUGGGACACCGACGGCGCGGCCGCACGGGCCGGAGGCAAUGGCAGUGGCAGUGGGGCCGGCAGCGGCACGGAGUCCUGGGAGGAUCAGCAGCAGCUGCAGCUAGAUGGGGCGGUCCGGUCCGGGGCCGCCGUCCUGCUGCCGCCGAGCCUGCUUGGCCUGGUCCAGUUCUGCACUGUGGAUGAGCGGAGCGGCCACCAGGAGCGCUGUGUGGUGGGCGGCACUGGUGCAGCUGCUGUUGCUGCCGCUGGUGCCCUAUACUUCACACAACAGCAACAGUCACCACCAACCCCAGCACCAACUCCAGCACUGGCGCUGCUGGCGGCUGGUGUGGGCCUGCAGCAGCACCUGGAAAUGCAGCCGGAGCGGCCCUUCACACUGGCCGUGCAGUUGUACGACGACCUGGGUCAGCCCUGGACGGCGGACUGGCCGCCCAUGCGUGUGGGUCUGGCGGUACUCCCCGUGCCGCCCGCCCCGGCCAACGCCUCCGCGCCCUCCCAGCAGUCAUCGGCAGCACACGGCGGUGCCGACAGCAACGGAACGCUGCUGACCCCAGCCGCUCAGCUGGCGGCCGCGUGCGCGGCUGCAGCCGCGGACGCUACGGCGGCUGCAGCCGCAGCCGCCGGGGGCGGCGUGAACGCCACAGGCGGCGCCCGGGUCGCGCCGCCGCUGCCGCUGUGGUGUGAGCCCAAGGCGGUGUCAUUGGCCACACUGGACGGCAGCAGUGCCGUGACGGCGGGGACCGAGCUGCUGGUGGAAGUGCGGUCAGGCGCGGCCAGUUGGCCGUGGCUGCUGGUGCGCGGCUGGCCCGGCCGCUACGUGCUCACCAUUAGCACAAACGGCGCCUACGCAGUGGCGCCGCUGGCGCUGGCGCUGACGCUGCGCCGCUGCGCCGCCGGUCAAACGCUGGACACGAGCGAAGCGGCGGCGGCGGCGGCGCUGGGUCUGGAUCUGGAUCUGAUGGCGGCGCCUACCUGGACCGCCUGCCGCAGCUGCGACAUGUUCCAGGUAGGGCUGUGGUCAGACGACCGACCCGAGCUGUCCGCGCUCGACGGCCCCGACCAACUGGCGGCGGUGACGGCGGCAGCACAGGACGCCGGGGCCUGCCUCAACUGCCCGGCACACGCCGUGUGCCCCAGCGGGCCCGUGCUGCUGCCGGCCCCCGGCUACUGGCACUCCUCCCCCAAUUCCCCGCUGGUACUGCGCUGCCCCAACUCCGACGCGUGCACAUACGACGACGGAAACGGUCUCGGGGACGGCGGCGGUGGAAGCGGUGGCAGCGGCAGCGCCUUGAGCAGCAGUAGCACCUCAGCAGCAGCAGCCGGACGGCGGCGGCUGUUGCAGCUUGGGACCGCGACCGGCAGCAGCAAUGGCAGUAGCAACAGCAUCGGGGCGUGGGACGUGGCGGGCGCGGUAGCGCGCAUGGGCUUCAAUGACAGCCGCUCGCUCCGGCUGGCGCUGUGCCAGCAGCUCUGGUACAGCACCAACCCACCCGGCCAGGCGCCCGAGCUGCUACAGCUGCUACAGCCUGCCGCCCUCUCCACCACGCCACCACAACAACCACCCCUACAGCCGCCCGCGCUGCAGCAGCCUCCCUCCUCUCCCUCACCCUCUGCCUCUUCCCCAGCUCCGCAGCCCCAGCCCCAGCCCCUGUCCCAGGCGCAGGCGCUGCAGGCAUGUGUGCUGUGGGGUUUGGAUCCAGGUUCCCCCCUCUCCUACAUGUCGGCCCAGUGCGCCCCCGGCUAUGCCGGCCACCUCUGCGCCACCUGCCAGCCCGGCUUCGCGCUGUCACUCGACUUCCAGUGUUCCGCCUGCCCCACCACCGCACAGACGGUGGGUCUGGGCCUGCUGGCCUUCGCCGCCAGUGUGGCUCUGGUGCUCUACACAGCCUACACAAACUCGGGAGAGCCCAGCGGCGAUGGUGAUGAUAAGGGCGGCGGCAGCGGCAACGGGGGGUCGGCAGGCGGCGGCAGCCCACCCGAGAUCGGUGACGUCAUCAAGGUGGUGGUGGUGCACAUGCAAAUGUUGAUCAUCAUCACGCGACUGCCCAUCGACUACCCCAACGCGGUGCUGAAGUUCCGGGGCGCCCUCAACGCCGUCACAGGCACGGCCUCCUACGUCGCCUUCAGCCCCAGCUGCCUCGCGCCCGACCAGAGCCCCGCCGGCCAGGCACGUGCGGGCCUGCUGGGCGCCCUGGCCGUGCCGCUGCUGGUGGCGGCCUUCGCACUGGGCCUGUGGGCGCUGAGGUACCAGUUCUUCAGCCAGGCCCGCAUGAAGCGCUCCUCCGCACUGCCGCGCUGGCGCCUCACACCCCAUGCGUCGGGAGGCUCAACCCCCAACACCGCCACGCCGCGACAGCAGUCGCGCGGCGCCGACGGAACGCAACCGCAGGGCCCGCAGGGGCAGCAGCAGCAGGGGCAACAGCACGGCACGGGCUCGGGGCGCCAGCGCACAAACAGCGGCGGCCUGCUGCCGUUCCGCUUGUCCUUGGGGCGCUGGUGGCUUGGCGGCGGCGGCGGCAGCACCCACACGCCCUUCAACUUCAGCUUCCGUACCGUGCAGGAAGGUGAAGGCCAAGACGAUGACGUCCACGAGCAGGGGCAGGGGCAGGGGCAGGGCGCGGUAGCAGAUGAGGAGUGUGGGAAGGUGUACGGCAGCGGUGGUGGUGCAGCUCAUGACGGUGGUGGCAGCGGCGGCGGAGGGGAUGAGGAGGGGUUGACCGGGGACCGUGACACGGGCCGUACGGGCGGAGCUGACGUAGGCACGACAGCAGCAGGCCGGCAGCAGCAGCACGGGCAGGAGCAGCAGCUGCAGCAACUGCUGAUGGGCAAGGAAAAGCUGCUGCGGGGAGGCAGCGGCAGCGGUGGGGGCGAUGGUGAUGGCUCUCCUCUGCGUGACGAGGGGCCGCCAGGAGAUGUGGAGCAGCAGGGCGGCGGCGGCAGGCGGGGUGCCGACAGCACCACACUGCUUGAGGCUGCUGCUGGAGCAGCAGCAGUACAAGAAACACGGCGGCGGCACCGGGUUUCGUGGGCAGGCAGCGGCAACCCCACCGCAUUACUAUCCUCCUCCCAACCACACGGCACAGCAUCACUCGAUGCACAGUCGUCCGGCCGCACUCAGCACCGCACGUCUUUCAACGGCAGCGGCGCGGCCGGUGGUGCACAGGGCUCGUUGCCUCCACUGUUGCCGUCUACUUCCUCCGCGUCCGUCAGCGACGCCUUCCCCACGCGCCCCUCCCCCAGUAUGCUGCUGCCGGCGGCGCCCCGCUCCCACUCCGGGCAUGCUGGCCCUGCGGUUGAAGGUCAUGGAGGUGUCCCGCUUCGUGCUCAUGGAGUAGAUAGCAACGGCAGCGGGAGCGGCAGCGGCAGCGGCACCAGCGCGUGUGCAAACCCGAUCCUGCGCUCCGCGCUCCGCUCCGCCUCCGCCAGCCGUGAGGCUGCUACUGCUGUUGCUCCAGCCAUGGCUGCUGGGGCACCGCCGCCAGUCACGCCGCCUGCUGCGGCCCACUCGCCGGCAUCCACAGCGGGGUCGCCGCCGCCCCGGUCCAGCAGCUGCCACGCCCCAUCCGUGGCCUCCUCAGCCACAGGCGGCGGCAGUGGCAAUGGCAGCCCCAGCACUCGUCCCCUGCUGCCUCCCACUGGCGGGCCGGGCAACGCCGCCGCCUCUUCCGGUGACGCCGGCAGCAGCCAGCAGCAGCAGAAGAAGAUGCUCAAGAGCUCUGCUACCGGCAUGUUAGGGGCGGACAGGAGCUCGGGAGGACGAGGGGCGGCGGGUAGUGGUGCGGGCUCGCCGCUCCACGCUUUAGCAGACGAGGCCGGCGGCGGCGUAGCUGGUGGCGGCGUCGGCAUCAUGGGGCCGCCGGGCACACAGCGCAGCAGCUGGGCGAGUGGCUGGUCGUCACACAAGAGCAUCUUGCGAACGGCUGCCACGUCGUCUUCUGGUAUCGGGCAGCAGCAACAGGCCGGCAGCGGCACCAGCAGCAGCAACGACCCCAGCAGCAGUGGCGCCCUCAAGGUGCCCCUGGCCGCCGCCUCGUCUCCCUCGGCUUCCUCCGCAGCCCACCGGAAUCCCACGCCCGCCGCCUCGCGGCAGCAGUCGUACAUACGGCACGGCUCCCGUGGCAGCUGCGCCAGUGGCGCCAGCGGCGGGGGUGGGCAGGCACACCGGCACUCGGGCAAAGCCAGUGGCGGCGGCGGCGGCGGUGGUGGCGGCUCCGGCCAAAGCAGCGGGCGAUACGGUGACGGCCGCAGCAGCGGUGGCAGCCAGCAGCGGUACAGCCACGGGCACCUGAGCGGCUUGAGCAGCCGGCUGCUGCGCAGUGUGAGCACGGCGGUGCGGCGGCUGCCGGCGCCGCUGGUGAAGCAGCUGGGGUCGCUGCACUCGGUGGGCAGCCACCUGCAGCACUAUGACCAGGCGCUCAGCCUGCCCAGGCAGCUGGGGGUGGUGCUGCUGGCCGGCGUGUUCGUGCUGUACCCCGGCCUGGUGUCCGCCUCGCUGUCCGUGUUCGCCUGCCGUAUACUCGACACGCCCGGCGCCGAGUACGGCGGCGUGUACGACAGCAACCUGGCGGCCACGUGGCGGUACGGCUACUGGAUCCGCGACAUGGGCCAGCAGUGCUACUCGGGGACACACGCGGCACUGUACGUGCCGGUGGGGGUGGUGGCCGUGCUGUUGUUCUGCAUAGGGCCGCCAGCCGCCUCCUUCGUCAUCGUGUGGCGCGUGCGGGACCGACUCAACGACCACCACACCCGCCGCACCUACGGAUUCUUAUACAGCCGCUACCGGUCCACGAGAUGGUGGUGGGAGUCCGUGCUGCAAGUGGAGACGUUGUCACUGGUGGCUGUGGACGUGUUCGCCCGGGCCCUCACGGUCACCCAGCAGGCGCUGCUGCUGCUGGCGGCGCUGACGCUCAUCCUCACCGCCAACAUGCUUGCCUCGCCGCUGCGGCACCGCCUGCUGGUGGCCCUGGAGUUUGUGAGCCUGGCGGCGCUCAGCCUCACCAUCACCCUAAGCCUCUACUUCACAGCAGACACCGACACGCUGUCGCCCGCAGCUGCGACGGCCGUGGGUGUGAUCAUUCUGGUGAUCAACGUGGGCAUCAUAAGCCUGUUCAUGGCCGUGAUCCUACGGCGACAUCAGCCACAGCUGAGCAAAACGUGGGCAGAGUGGCGGCAGGGCCUGCAGGCAGGGGCCGCACGGUGCCUCGGCAGUAGAAGCUGCUGCGGCCGGCAGCUACUGCCGAUUGCGUGGCGCUCGCUGGCGCUGCCGGGGCAUCAGGCUCAUUCGCAGCAUGCGCCGCAGCAGCAGAAGGUUCCCUCGGCGCGUUUGGAGGGGGUGGAUGAAGAGGAGGAUGCUGACGAGGCCGGUGACGGCAAGGAGGCUGGACAUGUUGGGCACGGCGGCGCACGCGGCAACAGCGACAGUAGCAGUGGAGGCGGCCCGAACGAAUUGGGGUGCUCUUUGCACGGUAGCAGUAGUGGCCGCGGCCGCGGCGGCUUCAGCCGGCUGCUCGCGGCACCCCAUGUGCCGGUGGACAGCCCGGAUCUGGAUUUGCCGGUGGUGGAUGAAACUGGUGGCGAACAGGAUGAGUCGGAUGCGGAGCACGAGCGGAAGCUGCAAGCCCUUGUGGAGCUCCGGGAAGAGGAGGAAGAAGGGAAGCGGCAGGAGCAAAGACAGGAAGUGGGGAGAGGAAUGGGCUUGGAGGGGCAGGGGGGGACUUCGGUGACGGCUGCGGUGCCGAGGGGGUUGACGUGGGGGAGGUGGCUAUUGCCAUAGCGCCUUGACGUGCAUGCAACCUGCGAUGAGUUCUAUCAUCAUGUACUGCGUUCUAAGCAUCAAGUCACAAGGCAUCAAUACUGUAGCGGAGCAUGACGAAACGUGACAUUACCGCGUGUUGAAGUUGCCGGUGGGAGCGAGGAGCCCAGGGGUGCCACCGGGAGUCGAACAGGCUUCGCUGUGGCGGCUCUGCAGUUGCGCGAAGCCGCUGCUGGCAUGAAUUGGGUGCAAGGGUUGCUAGAUGAUCAUCAGGAUGGACACCCGGUCCGAAAUGCUGGGGGUGAUCAGUGGGUCCACCACGUCUCCACGACUCCACGAGCGGA
This is a messenger RNA of Chlamydomonas reinhardtii, 12938 nucleotides long. RefSeq lists its product as uncharacterized. The coding region runs from base 502 to 12615 and encodes 4037 amino acids. The record is from RefSeq and is a predicted model, not a curated record. Lineage: Eukaryota; Viridiplantae; Chlorophyta; Chlorophyceae; Chlamydomonadales; Chlamydomonadaceae. Gene Ontology annotation, biological process: protein deubiquitination; double-strand break repair via homologous recombination. Gene Ontology annotation, molecular function: ubiquitin binding. The transcript has 22 exons.